AUGUCGCGGAUCUCCUUCCUCGUUGGCUUCGACCGCAUCGGACAGUCAUCGCCCGCGGACAUCGCUGCCGCUGUGGAGACCGACCAUAAUGCAGAGGUGCACAGCAGACGGGCGUUGCGCAGAAAGGGCGAGGAGGACCUGGGGCAAUUCUGGGAGGAGACCAGAGUCGGCCUUGUAAAUCGAAUGAGAGAGAAGACCAGGAUAGAAGCCGUAUCGAGCGCGGUGCUCGCAGCAAGCUCCGGGAAAAAGCUCGGCAUCAACAUGACGAACCAAAUCAAGAAGAGAGUGCAUGCUGCUAAAGUGCGAGCCGCCGACCAAACUACUUUUAUAGUACACCCCAACGACCCUCGCAAGCUGUACUGGGAUUUGUUCGUGGGAGCGAUGAUCUUGUACAGCAUCGUGGUCAUUCCGUGGCGGAUCUCCUUCAAGCAGGACGCAAGCGGGGCAAUGCUCAUCUUCGACUAUCUAGUCGAUGCCAUUUUCGGCAUCGACAUUAUUCUGUGCUUCAACUCCGCCUAUUUCGAGGAGGACGUUUUGGUUUACAAGCGAGCGACCAUUGCGAGGAAGUACGUGUCGACGUGGUUUGGGCCGGACGUCUUGGGUACCGUGCCUUUCGCAUCGCUGAUAGGGCUCUUCAUCACCACCGUGGAUAGCCUGCAAAGCGUCAACUUCUUACGGCUGGUACGUGUGUUCCGGCUGCUGAAGCUGAUGCGGAUCCUGCGGCUCUCUAGAAAAAUGGCGAAAGUCGACUUCUCCCGGCGGCUAAACCCCUCAAUUGUGCGGCUCAUCAAGCUGCUCGGAAAGAUCGUGUUUGCUGGACACUUGCUUGGGUGCACGUGGUUCAUGGUGGAUGAGUGCGACGUCGACGGCGGUGACGACAUGUGGCCGAAAUGUGGAGGGGAAAGCCUCGGCUCAAAAUACCUGGCGAGCUUGUACUGGACGAUCGCGACCCUGAUGUCUGUGGGAUACGGAGACAUAUCGGCCGACACCGACCAAGAGAGGAUGUUCGCCCUCGUGACCAUGGUAAUCGGAUCUACGGCCUUCGGUUUCAUCAUCGCCAUGGUUACCGUCAUCGUGGAGACCAUGGAUCCACAGGCCACUGCCAAGAACGCCAAGAUGGAGGAGGUGCGAGAGUACAUGGGAGUCCGGAAGCUGCCGAAGGGGCUUCAGCUGAGAAUGCGGAAGCACUUCGAUCACGUCUACAGAAACACGAGCGUCUUCAGACAGACGCCAAUCCUACGAGACCUGCCACACACAGUCCGGAUGAAGCUUGUCUUCGAUACCCACCAGCAUCUCCUGCGAACCCUAAUUUUCUUCGAGGAUUUCCAAGCCUCCGUCAUCACCGAGAUGGUCUACCGCCUCAAGCCGAUGCAGCUCAAGCGCAAGGAGUACGUCGGGAAAGCCGGUGAUGUUUUGGACAACGUGUUUUUCGUGGUGACAGGCAGGAUCGAGGCGAGGGUGACCAAGCCAGGAAAGCAGGUUCUGGUGGCGCUUCACCGAGAGGGUUCUGACUUCGAGCUCAGCAGCCUCGUGCGCUGCGACCCUAUGCAAUUCACCUACCGGGCAGUGACCCAGUCAGAGCUCAUGUGGCUCGACAAGGACGAUCUGGAAAACAUCGCUGCGGAAUACAAGACGGCGGAAAACACCAUCAUAGACAAGGCGGAGAGGCAGGGUGCGCUCCUAGAGGAAUGCCUUUGUCUAGAGGAAACCUGCGACGGCUCUGACCACCGACAGGCACAGGUGCUGGUGGACUGGACUCUUGUUCCGGCAGCGAGCAUACCGGAACUCGUGGGGAACGGUCUGACGAGUAUCAUGCUGGACGCCAAUCGGCCGGAAGACGCCGACGACAGCGCCGCACUGAUUCGUACCCUUCGACCGAUCAAAGAGAAGGGUGGGCCAAAAGACGGCGCAGGCGGUGGCGGCUUUGCCAUAAAUCCUCUCCAAACCUUGUCUGCCAUGGCCGCGUGGGUCGCGACCGCAGACGGGGGCAAAGGGAAGGGGGGUGGCGGCGAUGAGGGCAGCUUCGUCGGGCAAGAAUGGGGGGACGAGGGGCUUAAAAAAAGCGGUAGCACCGCCGCGUUGCCGAGGGUGGGCAGCAUUGGUCCCUGUCCGGGAAGGGGAGGCGGUGGGUCAGCGGGCGGAGGGGAGGCGGCGAAAAAAAAGCGAAGGUCUCCUGGAGAGGUGGCGGAAGAGGAGGAGCGUAAAGAGAGGACACCCCCCAACAUGGAGGAAGCCCUGGAGACGGCGGACUGCGUGGCCAGGCGAUGGGUCGUUCUUCCAAACGCUGGUUGGAAGCAGAAAUGGGACACGUUUGGAGCAUUCCUGAUAGCCCUCAGUGUCAUCACCGUCCCGUUUCGUAUCGGCUUCGACGCCCUCCCGGAGGGGGGCUGGGUGGUGGUGGACUGGGUGACGGACUGCACGUUUGCCGUAGACAUCGUCCUAAACUUUAGGAUGGCCUACGUGAACGGCCACGUUUUGGUGACAUCCCCGAGCCUGAUGGCGUCUCACUACCUCCGCGGGUGGUUCACCACGGACCUCUUGUCCACAGUACCGUUCGACAGGAUUAUGUCGCUGGCAGGAGACGAGAACUCGAGGGUGUUUCGAUCUCUAAAGCUUGUGAAGGUGGUGCGGAUAGUCAGACUGUUGAGGCUGUUCCGACUGUUCAAGAUGGCCAGAUUCCGGCUAAUAACAGAGGAGUUUAUGGAGUUGAACGAUGUCCUAUUCCGAGGCCUCAAGCUGGUGCUGACGCUGGCCCUUCUGGGACACUCUUUUGGCUGCUUCUGGAGUUUCGUGAGCCUGUCCGAAGAGGCUAGCGAUGACGACAUAGACGGUGCGGCGCCCUCGACAUGGUGGGAGAGUAUAGGGUUGCAGCCGGAAAACCUGACGGGCCGGUACAUCGCCUCAAUUUACUGGGCUUUCACCACGAUGACCACCGUAGGGUACGGAGACAUCCUUCCCGUCGUAGACCAAGAGCGUGCCUACGCGACCAUCAUUAUGGUCAUCGGGGCUACCGUCUUCGGGUAUAUCGUCGGCAGCGUCAGCGCGCUGGCCAGCAACCCCAAUGGCAGCCAGGCGAGGGAAACGGUCAAAAUCCUGGCCGUCUCCAACUACCUGGGCGAGAAAAAGGUUCAGCAAAAGCUCAGACAGGCGGUAAAGAAGCACGUGGAGUUCUAUCUUCAGCACAAAACCCCUUUUCACGAAGAAGACCUACACGCGCUCAUGCCCCCGAGCCUGCGACAGGAAUCCGUGCUCCAGGUCCACAAGGAUGUUUUGCGCAAAAUCGGUAUCUUCAAGCACAUGAACGCAAACCACACCGCGUACAUCCUGCGGCACAUGACGCCCCUCUUCACCCUCGCCGGGAAUUACGUCUACAAACCGGCCGACGAGAGCGACGGAGUGUACUUCCUGCUGACAGGGACUGCAGAGGUAAAAAACGGUUCACCCGAACGUGAAAAGCAAUGCCUUAUUUCUUAUUUCCGGAAUGACCCAUUAAUCUGCAACGAAACACGACCUCAAAAAUCGGACCCUGGCUAA
Ectocarpus siliculosus is the source of this 3534-nucleotide messenger RNA. NCBI's taxonomy places the organism in Eukaryota, Phaeophyceae, Ectocarpales, Ectocarpaceae. The record is from the annotation of a GenBank genome assembly.